Westerdykella ornata is the source of this 832-nucleotide messenger RNA. RefSeq lists its product as uncharacterized. NCBI's taxonomy places the organism in Eukaryota, Fungi, Ascomycota, Dothideomycetes, Pleosporales, Sporormiaceae. The record is from RefSeq and is a predicted model, not a curated record. The transcript has a single exon. The coding region runs from base 203 to 772 and encodes 189 amino acids.
UCCUCGAGCUAUAUUCGCGGGUUUGCUGCCAAUCCCACAUGUGCAAUUGCUUGGUUGUACCGAAGAUUGAGCACUGUACAGUACUUGAGGCAAGCCGCAUCUCUCGAUCGUUCGAUUGCGUGCCUCUCCGUCAGAGCAAUCCUGGGAUGCUCUCGAGUCCCCAAGCUACGCUGACAAAACUGGCUCCGUCGGGGAGUGCGGAAUGUGGGUUUGGCGUUUGCAACCUGACCCGUCGUCUGAUGAGUUUGUGAAGGAUGGACUCAUUCUCCCGGCAGCUUCUGCAGCGGGGAGCCCAAGCCGAUGGAAGCGAGUGCAAGGGUGGGCUGCAGUUACGAGGGGGACAGCUCUUUUUUUCACACACUCGACUCGACUUUGGCGUCGCCUGGCUUCUCAGGCAACCCUGCUCACACGUGGAGCGCCUAACCGGCUACCUGUAGCGCAUCUGGGCAACCGGCGCUUUUCCCGCGACCCUCAGACUAGGCACCUUUGCAGCGUUGGAACCGGGAAGCAGCAUACCUGUAUAUCACAGAACUACACACUUACUGCUCCGUUCUGCGGAGUAAUGGGGUCGGUACUCGAUGCUCCCCUCCCUCCCGAUCGCCGUUAUACACUAGGAUACACCAAAGCAACCGUGUCCGCAGUCAUGGUCUUCACUAACCGGGACCCGAUUAGCCGGUGGAGUCGUCGUGUCCGUUUGCGAGCACGACCUCCAGUCCUCCCCCAAGCAGACUUGUUCGCAGUUCACCACCUCUUGCAUCUCUUCGCCGUUUGACGUUUCACCGUGGCUGAUGUCUGCCUGGGCUUGUGUGCUGUGAGCCGUCCUCGCUCCAGU